UCCUGUAUCAGCAGGAGUGGUUGAGUGGCUGUUCAUGUUAGAAAAGUCCUACAUAUAUCUGCUUUGACUUAAACAUUUUUUGACUUUAUUACGCUUGGAGACAUCGUUCAGACAUGUCGUCGUUCAGGAAAGCGCUGAAAUCCCGACAGAAAAACCAUCAUGAAAGAUCUCAGCCUGGUUUCAGGAAACAUUUGGGAUUGUUGGAAAAGAAGAAAGACUACAAACUCCGUGCCGAUGACUACCACAAGAAACAAAACACUCUUGCUGCUCUGCGAAAGAAAGCUUUGGAGAAGAACCCAGAUGAGUUUUACUUCAAAAUGAUCAACUCUCAGCUGCAGGAUGGAGUUCAUGUAGCAAAAAAAGCAAAGGAGGAGGUGGAGGUGACAGAGGAACAGAAGAAAGUGAUGAGGACACAGGAUAUCAAAUAUGUGGAGAUGAAAAGGGUUGCAGAGGGAAAGAAAAUUGAGAGGCUGAAAGGAGAACUCCAUCUUCUGGAUGCAGAUAGCAAACAAAAGAACAAACACACAUUUUUUGUGGAUUCCAAGAAGGAUGUCGCUUCUUUUGAGCUGGCAAAUCACCUCAACACAGUUCCUGAGCUGGUGGACAGAGUGUUUAACAGACCAACUUUGAAAACUCUGGAAACUAAGAGCAUCCAGGGAGCCGUACAGCCUAACGUUAUCCAGAAGCUGGCCAGGCAAAGGAAGCACCAGUAUAAAAUUCUUUCCCAGAGAGUUGACAGAGAAAAGAAAAUGUUUGUCAUCAGCCAGAAGAUCCAGACCCGCAAGGACUUACAGGAUAAGACCAAGAAAGUCAAGGUAAAAAAGGAGACACCCAAUGCCGCAGCAAUCUACAAGUUUGAAGCCAAGAGGAAACGCUGAGAGGGGAGUAAUCAGACUGUGGAAAAUAAUCACCACUAUACCACAAUGUGAUACUGGUGAAAUAAUGGACUUCUGCUUUGUUUGAUCACGGCAGAUACACAGGAUACUAAUUUUCCUUCCCUCAAAUAUUGUUGCAGCUGUUUUGUAAAUAUUUAUCUAGUCUUUUUCAAAUAAACAACAGACAAGUA
Messenger RNA from Scomber japonicus (chub mackerel), 1066 nucleotides. It is a transcript of the gene utp11, whose product is annotated as UTP11 small subunit processome component. Gene Ontology annotation, biological process: rRNA processing. Bases 114 to 878 code for a protein of 254 amino acids. The transcript is spliced from 8 exons. Gene Ontology annotation, cellular component: nucleolus; small-subunit processome. The record is from RefSeq and is a predicted model, not a curated record. Lineage: Eukaryota; Metazoa; Chordata; Actinopteri; Scombriformes; Scombridae.